Molecule: messenger RNA, 3451 nt
Organism: Fundulus heteroclitus (mummichog)
Lineage: Eukaryota; Metazoa; Chordata; Actinopteri; Cyprinodontiformes; Fundulidae
Gene: capn10
Product: calpain 10
Exons: 13
Coding region: 427-2418 (663 amino acids)
Biological process (GO): proteolysis
Cellular component (GO): cytoplasm
Molecular function (GO): calcium-dependent cysteine-type endopeptidase activity
Source: RefSeq, a predicted model, not a curated record
CCGACGGUGGGCGGAAGUGACAAACAGCGAGCGUCCGCAGCCUGAAUGGUUGGUUAGCAACAUGCCUGAGCUGGCGACGCUUAACCUAUAGCAGCAAGGUGCACGUCGGUUCAUAUGUGAAUGUUGCGCAUAACGAAAGCCGUCGAUCUGAUAAGGCGUCCAUGCGGUUCUAGACCUGAAACCGCGAAGCGAUAAAGAGAUACGAGAAUGCCAGAGCGCCUGUGAACGGAGCACAAGCUAGCUAAAGCUAACCGAGCUAGCUAAAGCUAACUGAAGCUAGCAGAAGCUAACCGCGCUAGCUUUAGCUAGCUGCGCUGCAGCUCUGUGCACCAUGACAACAGCAGAGGGUGAGAUGCGGAAAAGACAGCAAAGCUGUGUUCCAGCUGUGCUUGCACUGUGACUGCAGGCUGCGGGCCUCCAGGAGCCAUGAGGGAGGAGUGUGCAGGUGAAGCUCUGUUCCAGGACCGGGACUUUCCCACCGCGGACACCUCCCUGUUCUCUGACAGCUCCUCGCCCAUCGCUAGGCUGCAAGGACAAAUCACAUGGCGGCGUCCGCAGGAGAUCUGUCGGUCGCCGGCCCUCUUCCCCGCCAACGCCAACCUGGCUCAUGCGAAGCAAGGCCUGCUGGGAGACUGCUGGUUUCUCUGUGCGUGCACCUUCCUGCUCAAGAACCAGCACCUUUUAAACAAGGUGUUUCCUCCCGGCCAGCCCCAGUGGGGCAGCAGCAGGUACAGGGGCUCCUUUCACUUCCUCCUCUGGCAGCACGGCCACUGGACGGAGGUGACCGUCGACGACCGUCUCCCCUGCAUGAACUCCUCUCUCUGCUUCUCGCGCUGCCACUCCCCCUCUGCCUUUUGGGUUGCUCUGCUGGAGAAGGCCUAUGCCAAGGUCCACGGGUCGUAUGAGCAGCUGUGGGCCGGGCAGGUGUCGGAGGCCCUCGUGGAUCUGACCGGUGGCGUCGCCGAGCGCUGGAGCCUGGGGGAGUUCGGUUCAGAGGAGGAAGAGCGACGGGCGGAGUGGGACAGCGACGACGCCCGGAGGAAGAAGCUGGACCUGAACCUCCUGCGCCGCGUGAGAGGAGAGUGUGCGCUGAGCUGCUCCACCCGCAGCACCCCCGGAGGAGUCGGUGAGCUGGAUCAGCACCACGCUCUGGCUGUGAUGGAGUGGUUGGACGCGAGGAAGGUGUCGGGGGGUGAGGUGCGGCUGCUGAGGAUCAGAAACCCGUGGGGACGAUGCUGCUGGGCAGGUGCUUGGACUUGGAGUGGUGUUGGUUGGAGUUCCCUUGACCCCGUCACUGCAGCAGAGCUGCAAAGCCGAACAGCCGAGGGGGAAUUCUGGUUGGAUGAGGCCGAGUUUACGUCCCAGUUUGAUGACAUCACAGUGGGCUAUCCUAUUAGCAAAGAUGGACACCUGAAGAGCGUUUACACAGGAAACCUUCUCACACACAGCCAUCAGCUGGCUGGCCGGUGGGUCAAAGGCUACUCUGCUGGCGGAAGCCGAAACACCAGCAGCUACAGCAGCAAUCCCAAGUUCUGGCUGAAAGUGUGCGAGGGAGGCGAGGUACUGGUAUCCCUGCUGCAGCGUCGGAAACGCAGUAGCACAACGAAAUGCCCACAGGCGGCCCUCGAGGACAGCAGUAACACAAAGCACCAGCACUACCAAGCCAUCGCUCUUCACAUGUGGAAGGUGGAAAAGAAGCGUUUUAAUCUGAGCCGGAUGGUAAACAAAGCGCCUCGUGCUUCUACUCACUGCCACUCCUACGAGAGAGAGGUGGUCCUCUGCAGGCAGCUCGAGCCUGGAUACUACCUCCUUAUUCCUAGCACCUACCAGCCGGGAGCCGAGGCCCACUUCCUCAUCCGGGUCUUCUCCUCCUCCCCCGCAUCACUCAGUGCCCUAAAAAGCCCAGCGCCCUCACUGCCACUGACGACGGACGGCGAGUGGGAGACCAUUUUUUUCCGUGGCUCGUGGACGGAGGGAAGGACGGCGGGCGGAAGCAGGAACUUCCCGUCGUACUGGCAGAACCCCUGCUUCCCUUUUACAGUUUGUGAUGAUGAGCCAGCGCUGACAUCCGGAGAGGCUGUCAGGAUUACUCUGCACCAGAGUUGCCCCGACACCGAUCUACAUCCCAUUGGUUUCCAUGUUUACAAGGUACAACAGGUGGACUCAGAGCAGCCAGUAGCCAAAGAUGAGGAGCCUGUGGCCAGUUGCACCCCGCACUGUUACACCCAGGAUGUCAGUCUGACCUGCACUCUUCCUCCUGGAUCUUACACCAUAGUGCCUUCCACGUAUCAGCCCGACUGCUCAGCAGACUUUACAAUCAGCCUGGCUCGGAGAAUUAACAGGAAAGUGGUGAACAGUCAGGAGAAGCUGGGGAGAGCCAUUCACGAGGUCUCUCACAUCUCUGUGAUGAAAACCUAGUUCUCCGGGACUGACGUCAGCCCGCCACCCCGUGCCUCUUGGCCUGCGAUGAAACGGCCGGUUCCACCAUCAGCGCCGACCACAGAAGGCAUGACUGUGUUUGUGUUCGUAUAUAUGGACCGUGAGUGGCCGGCCUGGCCCCGGGGGGGGACAAACCACCGAAGGGGUUUCUGCGCAGCUCCACAAUGAUCUGUGAUUAGGACAUCAGAGGUUGUCGCUGGGCUGGGCUGCUAAUGAAGUAUGACGGGGACUGGCUGGUGUAAACAAACAGCGGCCACUGAAGAAUACCGCCACUGCUCUCUCGCUCAUUCACUCACUGGUACGCCCGCCGGCCCGGAACAAAGAAUCCUCUCAUGAAGGUCCUCACAGAGGCUUGGGAGUGUAGGGUGGGGUGGGGGGGAGCAAGGGGUGCGGGGAUGGUCUGCAGUAGCAGAGCCAACCAAACCGCACCACACCAUACCAUACCAACCCAGAAGUUCCCAGACAAUCCUUCCCCCCCGCAUACAUUAUUAUUGUUUCAAGAGGCAAACGCUGCUUCUACAGUGGCCUAAUCGCAGCUAAAUCUGUGAGCCCGACCAGUAGAACCAAGCUCCCGUCCUCGCCCUCCACCCCCUCCUCCCUUCUAGUCCCGUCGACUCAGUCCAAAACUCUUCCUGGACCUGAACAGAGGCGCCGUUUGAAGUCGCCGCAAGAACAGAGGGCGAGUGGAGCGGAGGGGGACGAAAGGAGAAAACGCAGCACAUCAGAGGCUGGCGGUUCAAACAACAAGGCCGCCGGUUGUGGGUCUCUUGCGUUGAGGCCGUGCAUGUGCGGCUUUGCGCGUCCGUCUGCUCGUCCCCGUCCAUAUCCGUGAGCUGAAGUCACAGGAUCACUGAUCGCUGCAACCCGACUUACUCACGACUUUUAAAUAAACGGUAUCUGACCGAUCUGUGGUACUUUGUAAUUAUAUCAUUAGCUGUUUGUCAUGUUUGGAAAUAUUUAUAAUGUAUUAACAUUUACUGAAAGUAUUCUAAAUAAAAAUCUUUAAAACUAA